Molecule: messenger RNA, 1782 nt
Organism: Glarea lozoyensis ATCC 20868
Lineage: Eukaryota; Fungi; Ascomycota; Leotiomycetes; Helotiales; Helotiaceae
Product: MFS general substrate transporter
Exons: 5
Coding region: 1-1782 (593 amino acids)
Biological process (GO): transmembrane transport
Molecular function (GO): transmembrane transporter activity
Source: RefSeq, a predicted model, not a curated record
AUGACUACCCCAACGCCGAAAAACUCCCUCAGCGAAGUGAGGACUUCUCUUGAAAAUAGAGAUAUUGAGAAAGAGAAAGAAAAACUGGAAAUGCCUUUCGAUUGUGGCAAUGUUGGUUUCUCCGCGGCGGAAUCUCAACAGACUGAAGCUCAAAUCUUCGUUGAAACCGAAGUUCUUGAAUCAAAGGAUGUAGAAGACCGCACUUCUGGUUCUUUUCAGGAGCUAGACGAUGAAGGCAGAUUCCUCCAUGGAUGGUCUCUCGCAACUCUCAUGACUGCACUCAUGGCAGCUGUGUUCAUGGUAGCUUUGGACAGUAGCAUCAUCGCGACGGCAAUACCACGCAUCACAUCGGACUUUGGCCGCCUCUACGACGUUGCUUGGUAUGGCAGCUCUUACCUGCUUACACAAAUGUCAAUGCAACCUACAUUUGGUAGGAUCUUCACAUUCUUCAACAUGAAGUGGACUUACAUCGGGGCGUUUCUGAUCUUUGAAGUUGGUUCAAUCAUAUGUGCCGCUGCUUCAACCUCCACUGUUUUCAUUAUCGGUCGAGCUCUGGCAGGUGUUGGUGCAGCGGGGAUGUUUUGUGGCGGACUUUUGAUAAUUGCUCACGCCGUGCCGAAAAUCAAGAGGCCUUUGUAUAUGUCAACGGUUUCUACUAUGUAUGGAAUUGCCGCUGUUGCGGGGCCAUUGCUCGGUGGUUUGAUAACGGAUUCUAAGAAGUUGACGUGGAGGUUUUGCUUUUGGCUUAAUGUCCAUAUCAACUCACGUUAUGUAGCUUUCGGUGUCCUGGCCAUGGUUGGUCUCAUUUGGAUAUUCAAAGAACCAAAAACACCUCAUUCAGAUCUUACAUACUGGCAAAAGAUUGUCAAACUUGAUUUUUUGAGCGCAUUCAUUUUGACUGGGUGCCUCGUAUGCCUACUCCUCGCUCUCCAAUAUGGUGGUCUCGUCUAUCCUUGGUCGGAUGCGCGGGUUUGGGGGUGUCUAUUGGGGUUUGCGUUACUCACCAUUGUCUUUGUAGGUAUGCAAUACUACAAGAAAGAAAAUGCCGUAAUCCCAAUCCGGAUCAUCUCCCAACGCACAGUAGCCAUAAGUUUCCUUUUCAAAGCAUUUCUUCAAGUAGCAAUGAUGGCGCAGGCUUACUACGUACCAAUCUACUUUCAAGCCGUUCGUUCCCUCAGUGCCCAAGACUCGGGCCUACGCACUCUGAUCUUCGGCGUAACAAUAGCCAUCGCCACCCUAGCAGCCGGCUAUCUUGUAACAAGAUUAGGGUACUACGUCCCCUUCAUGAUUAUCGGAGCCGCUAUCUUCGCGCUUGGCUCCGGUCUUCUCACCUCCCUCAAGCUUGAUAGUGGACCAGAGAAAUGGCUGUCGUAUCAAGUUGUUGCGGGCAUCGGCUAUGGUAUUCCGUCGCUUAUGCCGUUCUAUGCUUUGCAAGCUGUGUUGUCUGAUGAAGACGUGCCUACUGCCAAUGCUCUCAUAAUGUUUUCGCAAUGCUUGGGAGGGUCCUUGGGGUUAAGUAUAGCGCAGAAUAUAUUUUCCUCGGAGCUUGUUAAGGGGUUGAGGGGCAUUGAAGGUGUGAAUGUGCAGAUGGUUGUUGAUGCUGGGGCCUCGGAUGUGGUGAGGGUUGUUGAGGGUUUGGGAGUUGAGGUUGUACAGAAGGUUUUGGAGGCGUAUAAUGGGGGAUUGACGAAAGCGUUUUGGUUAGCGGUUGCUGGGGCAGGGUUAGCUAUGAUGUGCAGCUUUGGGAUGGAGAAUAGCAGUUUGAAAGGAAAGAAAAAGUAA